Sinocyclocheilus rhinocerous is the source of this 5618-nucleotide messenger RNA. It is a transcript of the gene ttc6, whose product is annotated as tetratricopeptide repeat domain 6. The transcript is spliced from 32 exons. Bases 1 to 5490 code for a protein of 1829 amino acids. Lineage: Eukaryota; Metazoa; Chordata; Actinopteri; Cypriniformes; Cyprinidae. Gene Ontology annotation, molecular function: protein binding. The record is from RefSeq and is a predicted model, not a curated record.
AUGGAGGAAAUCCGCAGCUCGUGCACAUGCAGUUCGCAGACUCACAGCGCGUUGAGUCCUGCAUUUAGGAAGGACCUGGAAACCCCAGCAUCUCCCUCCUCUUAUUGCUCAGAUAAACAAGAGACCUACAAAAUGAGCCGGGGUCAGAGCACAAGCCCAAACAUUUCUUCCAUAGACAAAUCAGGGAACAUAAUAACUCUUCCAAAACUUAAAGCCAGGCAUGGGAUUGUCAGAAAGCCCGUCAUAGCCUCUCUCGUAGGGACCACCAAAGCAGUAUCCUUGUCCCAAAGGCCGAAACCUCCUGCUAAGCCCAGAUCAGAGAUGCCUUUAUCAGCAAGUGGAUCUUACAAACCUUGCACACUUGCUCAGCAGGUUUCAGGUGAGGAGACGAAAAACUUCAGCAAUCAACAGUCCACUUUCUUUGGAGGACAGAACCGGACGGAUUCGGCCAGCUGUAAUGACAAUGAGGUGUCAGGCUCUGUGAAUUCAGCACAGAAUGGGCAUAAAAGAGCACAGAGAGGAAAGAGUGAAACAUUCCGGGAGCCUCAUGAACAUCAAACUCUCUCCAAACACAGCAGCUCCCAGAGUCACACCAGCAGCGCUGGCUCAAGCACCAUCCAAAGUGUCAAAUCCACCUCUGAGCUGCUAAAUGAAGCCAGAUUUAUUGCUGGACCUAAGCUGCCAGAUGAGGUUGACCAGCAGAGGUCGCCAAAUGAGACCUUAGCAGACACAGUGAUGGGAAGUGGGCACAUAGAGGAGGAUAGUGGUGCUAUUGUACAUUCUAUGGAAAGAGAAGCUGGGCACAGUUGCAGCUCUGAUGAUAAGGGGCCAACUCAAAGAGACACCUCAGUACCAAAAGAGAAAUGUUCCCCAAGACUAAUGUGCCAUCCACCUGUGUCAUCUGGUGUCUACAAGAUGGCUGAGUCAGUUUUACAGAAGGAUUCUGAUAUUGGCUCUGAUGGUGGAGGACUCGAGGAUCUCUUAUCCCAGGUGACCAACGAAGAUAUAAUAAUGGCCCAUGGAUGUAGCUUGACUCCAGUUCAGAGACCAGAAAGGACUUCCCAUCAGACCAAAACCAUUCAAGGCCUUUCACUACUGGCAACCUGGACACCUAAAAAAGAUGCAGAAGGGUAUAAAACCAUCCACCAUUUGUGUACCACUCCUGUAAGUCAAGUCGUGCCUGUUGAGUUACAACUUGCUUCUAGAAUCUGCCACACUCAAAACCUGAUCACUGCAACAGCACAGUUUAACCAGCAGAGGACAGCACUUGAACAUAUAUCUCAUCCUGACAUGCAAAGGCUGGUGUAUGAAGGUGUUUCUGUUGCUUCUGCUGGGGUUUCAGCACAGACAGACUGCAUUUCCCACAUGCCUAAACAGACGUCAGAUACUUUGGAGGACUGGCAGAGAAUAGCAGAGUAUUACGUGGAGAGACCAAGGAUUAUGAUGUGUGGACGUGCUGCAACAUUGGGUCCCAGUGAGCUCAGAAUGUUCUGGAGCCCAGCACCUCCUAAAUUCAUCUGCGCCCCCUGUGUUAUGAAAGACACACUUUUCCCCAAAUACCAGAUAACCCAGGCAGACCUGUGCAAAGAGAAUCUGUUGGAUGAGCUGCACAAUGUGGAGGAGUCAGUUAGCCAUGUGAUGGACACAGAACAGGUUACUUCUGAGGAAAAUGACUCGCCUAUUAAGUGUAAGUCUGUGGCAGACUUCAGAACAACAGUUUCACCGAAUCCCUCUGGGCUCAUCUCAGCAGAACAGGCGAGACGGCCUCGCUCUGCCCCGCACUUAACCCCAGAUCUUGAGCCCCAUCUUCGGCUGCAGUCCGACUUCACCAGCCUUUCCCAGGAGCUGGAGCAUGUGCGGUGGCAGCGGCAACAGAACUCAAUCUGUGCAGCUCUGGCCAAAGAAUCCCCAUCCAAUGCCAAACAGACAAAGCCUCAGGAGGUUCACACAGAGCCCAACUCAUCAGAGCAGCCCUGCCAGGUCCCAAACCACAGGAGGAACAAAGGCAAAGAGAGGGCAAGGGUGUCCCAUUUCAAACGCAGGGCCAAGAAAAGAGGAAAAACACUCAGCUCUGUCAAGAUGGCCUACGUUUGGAAAAAACUGAGAGAGCCAUCACGGACACUAACAAGGAGUGAGUCUCUGUGUCAGUUACGAUGGGAGUCUAAAACCUCCAAAGGGCAAUUUUCACUCCUCCUCUGCCCCAGUCUGCCCAUGCUCCUGGAUUUUGAGACCUUUGCCACAGAUCAUGGUGGGAUACCUGACACGACACCACCCCGAGAGUGGGUCAGAGACAUAUGGGACGCCUGGUUUGACGAGGUCUUUCCCCCUCUGGAAAAUCUCCAGAGUGCAGGCUCUUUUCCUGGUGGUCUGGAGGAGAACCAGCUUCCACAGGAUGAGAUCCAGGAUCUGGACAAAGUGGUUUUGGAUGAAGGUCUCAAUACAGUUGAUUUGGAGCAUGAAGUGGCCAAGCUGACCCAAACUUUGACUGAAAGUGGAAACCACAGUGCCUUCGACUGUUGUCGUCGUGGAGCACUUUACAUCAAACUUGGUUAUCUCAACCAGGCCCUUGAAGAUCUCAAUGCUGCCAUCUCCCUGGAGCCCUAUUUACUGGAUGCCUACUGGCACAGACACCACAUCUACCUGCUGAGAAACGACCCCGAUAGAGCUCUGGACGAUCUAAACGUCAUCGUUGAGAACAAGAAGCAUGCAGGCGCCUUCAUGUCUACAGCAGAAAUCUACAAACAAAGAGGGGAUACCACACUGGCUCUAUUCAGCUACACCCAAGCCAUCAAAGUCAAGCCAGAUGAUGCAGAGAUCUACUUUAAGAGGGCAAAGAUGUAUGAAAAGAUGGGCGAGAUACUGCUGGCCAUGGAGGACUAUGUCAAAACCUUCACCAUCGACUCUACAAGGACUGAUGCAAUGAUGAUCCAUGGAAUACAGCUCUUCAACACCUCCAAAUGGAUGCAGGCCCUGGAAGACUUCUCCCUGCUGCUGAAGCAAGAACCUGGGAAUGCUACAGCCAGAACAUACAGAGGAAGGAUCUAUAUCAUGCUGGGUCAGUUUGAGAAGUCUACCGAGGACUUUUCUCUGGCUGUGCACUUGGAUCCCAGUAGCUGGUUGGCGUUUUACCACAGAGGGUGUCUGCUGAGGAAGAUAAUGCCUCAUAUGGCCUUAAGGGACCUCAGCACAUCUGUUCUCAUCAAUGACAGUGCAGAAAACCUCAGUGCAUUCCUGCACCGAGGUCAGGUCUACAUGACGCUCCGGCGCUGGCGGCAGGCUAUGGCUGACUUUGAAGCUGUGAUCAAACUUGACAGUCACAGCAGAUUUGCGGCUGUUGCCCACGUCAGUUUGGGACUGAUCUGUAUGCUGAAUAUGGGCCGACAAUAUGAGGCCAUCAGAAGGUUCAGUAAUGCAUUGAAGGAGGACCCCACCUAUGUAAAAACCUACGUAUGCCGGGCCAGAGCCUAUUUCAACGUGAAUAAUCUGAGUAGAGCGGUGAAGGAUUUGACUCGAGCCAUACAUAUAAAACCAGACGCUUAUGAUCUGCACAUCAUGAGAGGGAAGUACUUGUAUGAAAUGAAACAGUUUGACCUGGCUACCCUCUGUAUACGGUAUGCAGCGGAAAUGAAAACAGCUCUGGGUUUAUCACCGGUCCAGCAAGCUGUCGUCCAAUCGUUCCUGGGGAACUAUGCCAAUGCCGUCAUCUGUCUCGAGGAAGCGGUCGAUACGUGCCCUACUCCUCCACACCUCAUUCUUCUUGGGAGGACGCUGAUGAGGGAGCACAGGUUCAAAGAAGCAGUGGAGAGUUUCAGAAAGGCCCUGUCACUUCUGGGUACCAAUAAAGCUAAACUCAUUACUUCACAAGAGGCUGCGGAGGUCUUCUAUCUUAUGGGCAUAUGCUACAUGAAACAAAUGCUUUUGUUACAGGAGAGUGAAGACUCUCUUCUCCUCCAUGCUUUGGAUGCUUUUAACAGCGUUGUGAGCAUGAACCCAGACCACGCUGAGGCUCACCAUCAGAGAGGACUGUGCCGCAUGCAUCUACAAGACUCCACAGGUGUGCAGGACUUUAACAAAGCUCUCCAAAUCGACCCCAACCUCUAUCAGGUGCAUCUCAGCCGAGCUGCCCUUUAUGGGGCUCAAGGACGAUAUGCAAAGGCUGUACUCGACUGUAAUGAAGCUAUCAGGAUCCAGCCCAAGAGUGUCAAAGCAUACUUGUAUAAAGGAGCUCUUAAAUUCUAUUUGAAAGCAUACAAGAGUGCAGUGGAGGAUCUGACAAUGGCAAUCCAGAUGGACAGUGCCUGUUCAUUUGCUUACUACAACCGUGGCGUAUGUUUUCAUGAGCUGCGGGAUUAUGAACUGGCUCUCAGAGACUAUAGCAUUACGCUGCUCUUGGGCUGUAAGACGGAGCUUGAGCUGAAAGUCUUGAUAAACCGUGGCCUUCUUUAUGUGGAGCUGAAUGACUAUGGCAGUGCCCUUCAGGAUUUUAAGGCUGCAGCACAGAAACAACCAGAGGAUGUAAUAAUUCUUCAUGCACUGGGAGUUAUUCACCACAGGCUUGGCCAGUUACAGGAAGCCGUGGAUGCUUACAGCCAAGCUUUAAGACUUGAUCCCUUCUUGCAAGAUUCCCAUGUGGGCAGAGGCAAUGUUUUCAUGGAUUAUGGGCACAAUCACGCCAGGAAACAAGCCCAGAGGGACUUCCUCUCAGCCCUGCAUCUCAAUCCACUCUGUUCAAGUGCCCGCAUUAGCCUGGCAUACAACUUACAGGUUUUGGGAUUCUUCCAGAGAGCCUGGAAUCAGUUCACUGUGGCUGUAGAGGUGAACCCUAAAUGCUGGGCGGCGUAUGAAGGCAGAGCUGUCACCAGCCUACAGAUGGGCAACAUGUUUGCAGCCCUGCAGGACAUUAACACUGCUAUAAAGUGUAACCCUCAUGCAGAGCAGCUCUUCACAAACCGAGGUCUGAUCCAGCAGUUCAUGGGAGAUAAAGCUAGUGCCAUGAAGAACUACCAGACCGCUAUCAGCCUCAACCCUGAAUAUUCCCUCACUUACUUCAACGCUGCCAACCUCUUCUUUUACAAUGGACAGUUUGAGCAGGCAUGUGAGUACUACAGCCGAGCUUUUGAGCUGGACCCCUCAGAUGAGUCUGCCAUCCUGAACCGAGCCAUCACUCACGCUCUGCUGCGGAAGGUCCCAGCAUCCCUGCAGGAUUUCAAUGAGGCUCUCUGCCUCAACCCGCUGUCUGCACAUGCCUACUUUAACAGAGCCAACCUGUACUGCUCUCUCAGACAGUUUCAAUCAGCCGAGAGGGACCUUACGCAAGCUCUGAUGCUGCAGCCUGGAGAUGCUCUUCUCUAUAAACUGAGGGCUGAUGUUCGGGGUCAUCUGGGAUGGAAGGAGCAGGCGCUGGACGACUACAGAACGGCGGUGGAGCUUCAGGACUCGAGAUGCUGCUCAGGGUUGGAGAAUGAUCAAAAUGAGAUUUUUGCUUCUUAGAUUAUUAUAAUUCGCUAAUGCAAUACAGUUGUUGAACAUUUUUGUCUUCAUUUUGUUGCAUGCACUCAGUUUAAAUUUGUGAAAUGUGAGAAUGUUUGAAACUACAUUAAAGAAAUAAUUGAAUGUGU